CCUGCCCCCCAAUUCCCCCCUGCCCCCCCAGGGGUGUUCUCCUUCGGCCUGCUGGCCACCGCCAUCUUCGCCAACGCGGGGCAGGUGGUGACGGGGGCUCCGGCCCCCCACUUUCUGGCCGUGUGUCGCCCCAACUACAGCGCCCUGGGCUGCGCCCCCCCCGCCGCGCCCCCCCGCUUCGUGCCCCCCGGGGGGGCUCCGUGUGCCGGGGACCCCCCCUCGGUGGCGGCCGCCCGACGAGCCUUUCCCUGCAAGGAGGCGGCGCUGGGGGCCUACGCGGGGGCCUACGCCGGGCUGUACGUGACGCUGGCCUGGCGGGGGGGGGGGGUCGCGGCUGGCCAAGCCGGCGGCGGUUUUGGGGUUCGCGGCCCCCCCCGUUCCUGCUGGGGGCCCUGCGCGUGGCCGAGCACCGCAACCACUGGGGGGGACGUCCUGGCCGGCUUCCUGACGGGCACCGCCAUCGCCGCCUUCCUGGUGACGUGUGUGGUCGGAACUUCCAGAGCACGGGGGGGGGGCGAUGAGGGGGGGCGGGGGGGGCCCCCCAAGAGCCCCCCCGGAGCUGCCCCACCCCAGCCCCCCCUGGAGGAGAUCAGCGUCACCCAGGCGCGCCGAGCCGACUUCCCGGCCGUCACCUGAGGGACCCCGACAGCGCCCGGGGGGGCCCGGGGACCCCAACACUGCGGGGGGGGGGGGGGGGGGGGGGGGGGGCACGCGGG
Phalacrocorax carbo (great cormorant) is the source of this 716-nucleotide messenger RNA. The record is from RefSeq and is a predicted model, not a curated record. NCBI's taxonomy places the organism in Eukaryota, Metazoa, Chordata, Aves, Suliformes, Phalacrocoracidae.